UUCACUUACACAGCCGUCCGGCGCCCUCUCCCUCCAUUUGCCUAUCCCUUGGCUUCGCAGUCAGCGUGGGGACCGGUCAUGGCGGCUAACACUACUACUAAAUUCUUCGCUCUUUCGCAGUCUUUCAGUGUGUCUGACAUUAUCGUGAUCGGAGCGUAUUUUUUGCUCAAUGUCGCAGUCGGAAUAUGGUCAUCUUGCAGAGUAAGCAGAAACACUCUUAAUGGCUACUUCCUGGCUGGCAGGGACAUGGCAUGGUGGCCUAUUGGAGCGUCAAUGUUUGCCAGCAGUGAGGGGUCAGGGCUGUUCAUCGGCCUGGCUGGAACAGGGGCUGCAGGGGGCAUCGCUGUGGCUGGCUUUGAGUGGAAUGCAACAUAUGUCUUGCUGGCUCUUGCCUGGAUCUUUCUCCCAGUUUAUGUGUCUUCUGGGAUUGUCACGAUGCCGGAGUAUCUGGGCCGGCGCUUUGGGGGAGAGAGAAUUCGCAUGUACCUGUCAGCUCUGAGCCUGAUGUUGUCUGUGUUUACCAAAAUCUCAACAGACCUGUAUUCUGGAGCAUUUUUUGUCCAGAUAUGUUUGGGCUGGAAUCUCUAUGUCUCCACUGUCCUGAUGCUGGUGGUGACCGCACUUUACACCAUUGCAGGUGGGUUAGCAGCUGUGAUCUACACGGACACCCUCCAGACCUCCAUCAUGAUCAUUGGUGCAGUGAUCCUCACCAUUACAGCAUUUAACAAGAUCGGUGGCUACAAUGAGUUGGAACGUAUGUAUCUGCAAGCUGUGCCAUCUAAGAUCAUCCCAAACACAACCUGUCACCUUCCGCGGCCUGAUGCUAUGCACCUGUUCCGAGAUCCUGUGGACGGAGACCUGCCCUGGCCAGGCAUGACGCUGGGCUUGACCAUCAUCGCUACCUGGUACUGGUGCACUGACCAGGUGAUCGUGCAGAGGUCUCUUUCCGCCAAAAAUCUGAGCCAUGCUAAAGGAGCGUCCAUCUUUGCAAGCUACCUGAAGAUGCUACCAAUGAUCUUCAUCGUCCUACCCGGCAUGAUCAGCAAGGCACUAUACCCAGACUCAGUGGGCUGUGUGGAUCCUGAGGAGUGUAUGAAGGUGUGUGGAGCGGAGGUUGGCUGUUCCAACAUUGCUUUUCCCAAACUGGUCAUCGAGCUUAUGCCUAGUGGCCUGCGAGGCUUAAUGAUUGCAGUGAUGAUGGCUGCUCUGAUGUCAUCACUGACCUCCAUCUUUAACAGCAGUAGCACGCUAUUUACCAUGGACAUCUGGAAGAAAUAUCGGAGGGGGGCGAGUGAGAAAGAGCUGCUGUUAGUUGGCAGGAUUGUGACUGUUAUUCUGGUGGUAAUCAGUGUGGUCUGGAUCCCAAUCCUGCAGAGUGCCAACAGUGGCCAGCUCUAUGUUUACAUCCAGUCAGUGACCAGCUACCUGGCUCCUCCUGUUACUGCGAUAUUUGUGAUGGCUGUAUUCUGGAAAAGAACCAACGAGGCGGGAGCUUUCUGGGGGUUGAUGGUAGGCCUGGCCGUUGGGGUCACGAGGAUGGUCCUGGAGUUUGCCUUCCCACCCCCUCGUUGUGGUGUAUUUGACCCCGCCCCCUCUGUCCUGAGGAGUGUCCACUAUCUCCACUUCGCCAUCAUCCUCUGUCUCCUUACGAUUAUUGUCGUUGUAGUGGUCAGCCUCCUCACACCUCCACCCACCGAGGAACAGACAUGUAAUCUCACCUGGUGGACCCUCAAGAACAAUGCUGACAGAGAUAUACCACUACAGAAAAUAUCUACACCCAGUCGCAGAACAGAAGGGUGUGAGUCUGUGCGCAGGGGGAAGUGUGUGCGUGCUCCUGGGUUUUGUAGUCCUCGGCCUAGCCGCAGUUCUCCAGGGACUCCACCUGCCGUCAUACACAGCAUCAGAGAAGACCCCUUCUGGUCCCGGUUCUGUUGUGUCAAUGCGAUUAUUCUUAUGUGUGUUAAUAUCUUCCUUUAUGCUUAUUACGCAUAA
This is a messenger RNA of Pygocentrus nattereri (red-bellied piranha), 1992 nucleotides long. It is a transcript of the gene slc5a10, whose product is annotated as solute carrier family 5 member 10. Gene Ontology annotation, molecular function: D-glucose:sodium symporter activity. Gene Ontology annotation, biological process: transmembrane transport. The coding region runs from base 79 to 1992 and encodes 637 amino acids. The transcript is spliced from 15 exons. NCBI's taxonomy places the organism in Eukaryota, Metazoa, Chordata, Actinopteri, Characiformes, Serrasalmidae. Gene Ontology annotation, cellular component: plasma membrane. The record is from RefSeq and is a predicted model, not a curated record.